This is a messenger RNA of Ophidiomyces ophidiicola, 1341 nucleotides long. RefSeq lists its product as uncharacterized. The coding region runs from base 1 to 1341 and encodes 446 amino acids. NCBI's taxonomy places the organism in Eukaryota, Fungi, Ascomycota, Eurotiomycetes, Onygenales, Onygenaceae. The transcript has 4 exons. Gene Ontology annotation, molecular function: oxidoreductase activity, acting on the CH-CH group of donors; flavin adenine dinucleotide binding. The record is from RefSeq and is a predicted model, not a curated record.
AUGUCUGCCUCUGCUAGAAUUCCACCGAUCGUGGCCCCAUUUGUCAGUGAUAAAGCUAAAAAGACCCUUGAUCUUGUAGAGGAAUUUGUCGAGAAAGAAUGUAUUCCAGCAGAUGCACUCUUCCAGGCACAGCUCGGUCAUGGUGAGCAAAGAUGGAAGCGCACACCCGCAAUCAUCGAGGAGCUUAAGGUAAAGGCACGGAAGCUCGGACUAUGGAACAUGUUCUUGCCCAAAAACCAUUUCAAAGAGGGCGCCGGAUUCAGCAAUCUGGAAUAUGGAUUGAUGGCAGAGAUCCUUGGAAAGAGUCGCGUUGCUAGUGAGGUUACCAAUAAUGCUGCUCCUGAUACUGGUAAUAUGGAAGUCCUCGCAAAAUACGGAAAUGAUGCACAGAAGAAGCAAUGGCUGGAACCUUUACUGGAGGGAAAGAUUCGCUCCGCUUUUCUUAUGACAGAACCGGAAAUCGCUUCCAGCGAUGCUACAAAUAUCCAGCUCAGCAUUAGACGGGAGGGUAAUGAAUACGUCCUCAAUGGCCAGAAAUGGUGGUCAUCUGGCGCCGGAGACCCAAGGUGCAAAAUCUACGUUGUCAUGGGCAAGAGUGACCCUAACAACCCAGACACAUAUAAGCAACAAUCCGUUAUCCUUGUCCCAGCAGAGACUCCCGGAAUUACUGUCCACCGCAUGUUGAGUGUCUACGGGUACGACGAUGCUCCUCACGGCCACGGCCAAAUCAGCUUUAAGAAUGUCCGCGUACCAGCCAGCAACAUGGUUUUGGGUGAAGGCCGUGGGUUUGAAAUCAUUCAAGGCCGCCUUGGCCCUGGCCGUAUUCACCAUGCUAUGAGAGCUCUCGGCUCCGCCGAAAAGGCUCUUGAAUGGAUGAUUGUUCGUGCUAACGACGAAAAGAAAAAGCCCUUCGGUGCCAAACUCUCCUCUCACGGUGUCAUCCUUGAAUGGAUUGCUCGUUCUCGUAUUGAAAUCGAUUCGGCCCGUCUCGUUGUUCUCAACGCUGCCGUGGCCAUUGAUAAUGCAAAUGCCAAGGCGGCCUUAAAAGAGAUCGCCGAAGCUAAGGUGCUUGUACCGCAGGUUGCCCUGGCUGUCAUUGAUCGUGCUGUUCAAGCCUAUGGUGGAAUGGGUGUGUGCCAGGAUACACCUUUGGCGGCUAUGUGGGCUCAUACUCGUACAUUGAGGCUUGCCGAUGGCCCUGAUGAAGUACAUCUCCAGCAAAUGGGUAAACGGGAAAAUAAGACUCGUGAGAAGGGGGCCACAGCCAAAUUGGCAUGGCAAAAGCAGGAGACUGAGCGGUUAUUGCUAUCCAAUGGCUUUAAUACCAAAGCUCAGCUGUAA